Nematocida ausubeli is the source of this 834-nucleotide messenger RNA. RefSeq lists its product as uncharacterized. The record is from RefSeq and is a predicted model, not a curated record. The transcript has a single exon. Bases 1 to 834 code for a protein of 277 amino acids. NCBI's taxonomy places the organism in Eukaryota, Fungi, Microsporidia.
AUGACACAAGAAAUAAAUCAGACAGGCAGUAUAGAAGAAACCCACCUUAUUAAAGCAAGCAAGAGAAGAAUCCCACAGAAAUGCAGAAAAACAGAGGAUAUAGAUAUCCCAUCAGACAACGAAGAGGAAGGACUACAAUUUAAUCCAAAUAAAAAAGUACUAAGAGCUAAAAGAAGAAGUGAAAAAGAGCCUGCAGCAAAAGUGAAUUUAACUGGGUGUGUAGGACCAAAUUACACACUGGCUGAGAAGCUAGAUAGUCUUAACUACUCAUUUAUUCGGUCUGUGACUUUGGCGUACGAGAAGGAUAGUGCAUAUAACUUCUCAAGUAUUGCAAUACAAUACGCAAAGUACAGGAAAGAAAUAGUUGAAAGAGAAGAGGCAAGAAAUAAAAGCCUGUUAAAUAGAGCACAGGAACAGGAUCCAGUAGAUAUUCCAAAGGCAGAUAUAGAACAGAGCAUUAAAGUAGAGCCAGUAAUUGACCAGAGUCAGAUGAAACAAACAGAGCCAAUUCUGGAACAAAACAAAGCAAUUGAAACAGUCACCUUAGACAAGCAGAAAGAAGAGAAGAAGGCUAAUUUAGGCAUACUUCAGACAGAAGAAAAACAAGAGGAAAUGAUCACUCCACAGGAACCUGCCAUUAAAUCAGAAAGUAUGUCUGAUUCCUCCAAGAAGGAAGCCCAGAUAGAAGAAUCUCAUACGAUAAAGUCAGCAGAUGAAGAAACAGCCAAAAAGGAAAUCCCAGAAGACAUUCCGCAAUUAUAUGAAGAACAUUCAAAUAGAUUGGUGCCUGCUAGACUAGAGCAAGACUGUGCUGACUCAGCUAUACCAAGAUGA